GAUCCAAAUCCGCCAGGAUAUUCGCUUCUGGGAGGCCGAGGCCCACCCGCACGAGGACCAUGACCACUACCAUGGCUUCGUGCGACAGCAGGUUCGGGAGAAGAUGGAUCAGGCGUCCGAGGAGUUGGACCAUGCCUUGGAGAUGCAGAAGGUCUACCGACACAUGGUCCAACGCCUUUUGCGGGAACAGAAGAUCCUGCAGCAGAAGGUGAUGAUCAUGGAACACCAUUUGAAUCGCAAGACUCGAGAGGUGGAGACCAAGCAGAACUUCAGCCGUCGCGUGAAUGAGGAGAAGGUGGGGCAGAUGGUGAAGUUGGAAGUCCUGGAGCAGGACAUGCACCUGGAACGGAUGAUCUGCACCACGGCCCUCAGCGACCUGUCGGCCGCCAUCGAGCAGCGGCGCCAGGAUGUGAAUCAGGGGGAGGACUUUGAGAAUUGGCGCUAUGAUGUCGCCCUGGAGGCGACCGGUGGAGAGGCGGCCACGGAGGCCUUCGAGGCGAUGGCGGGGCGCUAUAGGAAAAUUUAUGCGAUCGAAAAGCUCACAGGCAACUGUCUUCAGCGGCUGACCUUCGACCAGGCUGAACAGAGUCAGGCCACGGAGGAUGGCUUUCAGCGGAUCCGCGAGGUCACGGGGCUGACGGAUGUGAUGGACAUCGUCCACAAGUUCUUGAACCGCGAUGUGGAGCAUGAACAGCUCCGCUGCACGGUGCGCGAGUCGGAGGACCAUCUGCGGCAGCUCCGAGAGGAGGAGGCCGGACGUCCUCGAGAGAAUGUACUGGUCGAUGCAAAGCCGGAGACCAGAGGUUUAGGCGCCGAGGUGGUGGAGUGCGAGCAGCUCUUGGACGACGUCCGACGCGACCACGACGAGAUCCAGGAGCACUUGAAGAAGAGCACGCUCUUGGUGGAUAGCCUCACCCGCUGGGCGCAGAAGCUUCGGAAGUCUCUGGCCCCCAUUCGAGAGUUGCCGGCGGCGCACCAGUCGUCUGAUUUGCCGGGCUUCUUUGGGGAACUCGUCCAAGUGGUGCAUGAAUUCCUGCAGAGUGCGCAUGCCGAGAUGCCGGAUUCCAGGCUGGUGAAGAUGACCAACGAGGCGCAGGGCCGCGUCUUUGCGGCGCAGCAGAAGCUGCUGGGCGACAAGGAGUUCUUGCGCAGCAACUGCCGGGUGACUAUGGCGGUCGAGAACAUGGCGGUGAAAGACGAGAAGAUGAGGAAGAUGAGCACUGCACCGGGUGAGGACGAGCGGAUCGUCAUGGAAUUCGCCAACGAGCGGGACCGCCUCAAGAAAGAGGCCAGCGACAAGGCGGCGGAGCUCGACGCCAAGACGCCGAAGGCGAAGGUCCCGGCGGUCCGGCGGCGUUGAGCCGGUUCUCGAGUCGGUGGAAGAUCCGAAGCGACCCGGUCGAGGUCGUAGCGAGCGACGUGUCGUGGCUUCGGCCCGGAGCGACGUUCGUGCUACGCCGCGUCCGAAGAAGAACGCUCCUAGUAGUAAUGGUUUUUGCAUGUUUUUGCUACGUUCGUAGCUUCUUAGUUACUGG
Durusdinium trenchii is the source of this 1535-nucleotide messenger RNA. The record is from the annotation of a GenBank genome assembly. Lineage: Eukaryota; Dinophyceae; Suessiales; Symbiodiniaceae.